This is a messenger RNA of Meira miltonrushii, 1123 nucleotides long. RefSeq lists its product as uncharacterized. Gene Ontology annotation, biological process: mRNA export from nucleus; positive regulation of DNA-templated transcription, elongation. The transcript has a single exon. Bases 241 to 1005 code for a protein of 254 amino acids. NCBI's taxonomy places the organism in Eukaryota, Fungi, Basidiomycota, Exobasidiomycetes, Exobasidiales, Brachybasidiaceae. The record is from RefSeq and is a predicted model, not a curated record. Gene Ontology annotation, molecular function: mRNA binding. Gene Ontology annotation, cellular component: THO complex part of transcription export complex.
CAUGAACCCAUUGAUGCGUUAACCAACACUCACAGCCUACACGCUAAACAAUAACAGUCGCGCAAACAAGAAAUGAAAUCACCCCUGUUUUCCCUCUUGUGCACUCAAACGCGCUAAACCCCUUUUAAAGGCACAAGAAGCACGUGAAGAGUUCAUUAAGAGUUGAUCAUUGACAUUUCACUUCCAUCCAUACAAUUGCUUGAUUGCAACACUCAUUCACUGGCAGCUGUAGAAGGAAGGAUGACGACUGUUGACGAUCAAAUGCCUAUAACGGCAACUGCGUCUGUACUACAGAAACGACUAUUAUCCACAAUCGAACAAGAAGAGAUAUCCGCCAAAGGACUAACAACGACCGAAGAACGAUUUGCACUUUUACAUGCAUCUUCACCAUUAUUUGCUCAGCUACGUGCAACAUCACGUAGAGUACACGAAGAUACACGGAACGGGAAAGGAAGAGUGACAGAAAUCCGAACAAGAGUGGACAAUGCAAGUUUGGCUUUACAGAACCUCAAAUAUCAAAAACGUCAUUUACAGGAAGAAAUACGGAAUUGCAAAUCGUUUCAAUCAAUUUAUGAAAAUGUCUCGCUGAUAGAUGUGGAUCAAUUUAUGCAAUCGGCACCUGAGGCAGAAAAGACGGAUGAGAUCACCACAAAUGCACAUAAGCUCUACUUGGCCAGAUUACGCUUUGAGCUAAGUGAACGAAAACGACUGGAAGAGGAGAAACAGCAAUUGCAGUCCAAACGGGCUGCAUUGAUGAAGGAGAACCGAAAGAAGAAGCAGAGACUGGAAGGACUCGAAUCUGAUCUCAAGGAAAUGCUAAGUAGAAGUAUCCAAGUACGCAAUCGAUUCGAGGAAGCCAAUCGAGAGGAACAACAGCCUAGUGCAGCUGAAGAUGAAAUGCAGACUGAUCCAGAAAAGCGACAAAGACACGAAACUGCUUCUAGCACAGCAGCAGCAACGCCAAUACCCGAUCAGCCAACACCAAAGCCAGUCACGGAGGGAUAAUCACUGUUUCCAAAUAUGUAUUUUUACUGUACAAUAUCAAUCAAAUUUCUAGCAUUAUUGCUUCUCUAGAAGCAUACAUGCUAAUGUCAUCAUGACAAUUUCUUGACUAAGCCUUUGA